Molecule: messenger RNA, 2481 nt
Organism: Cercopithifilaria johnstoni
Lineage: Eukaryota; Metazoa; Nematoda; Chromadorea; Rhabditida; Onchocercidae
Source: the annotation of a GenBank genome assembly
AUGGGCGGCAAAGGUGAAGUAGGUGAUCAAAAAAUCCGUGCCACACAAGAUCAAUUACGGCUUGCGAGAUUAACGCAGGAUUUGUCUAUAACAGACGACGAUCGUGCGAACAUACAGAAGCUUGUGAAAAAGGUAGUGGAGACAACAAGAUGUACCGUAAGCCAGGCUGAAAUUGCUCUAUACGAUAAUAAUAAUGAUGUGCAAGAAGCAGUAAAUGCCAUUUUGGAGGAUAAUUAUCCAGAUGAAAAUGUCUGGAAAGAACAGAAAAGCAGGCGAGCGAAACGAGCCGAAGCGGAGGAAUUAAAGCAUGAAGAAUCGAAUUCUCAUAGGAACCGAAUCAAUAAUAUAAGAUCAUCGAAUAAUUUCGGAUAUGGUCGAGGGCGAGGAGCAGAACGAGGACGUAGUGGUUAUCGAGGCGGACGUGGAGGUGGUCGAGGUCCGUGUCGAGGUGGAUAUCAACACUCGUCAUCUCAAGGGCAGUUUGGCAGUAACGUGACAAGCAACGUUUGGGAUAAUUCGCAGGCAUUGAAGGUGGAUCUUGGCAAAGAAUGGACAAAUGCAAGCGCAACUGCUGUUGAUGACAGCGCUGAAGAUACAGAAUGGAAGCAGCAUGGUACACUAGUAUUUUCACGAAGUAUGACACCACCAACCACUACAACUCCUGCAGUAAACACAGUUGCCGGGAUGAGCUCGAUAACGCCAACUUCUGGACCAGUAUCGUUCGCUGCUGUUGCAGCUGCCGGAACCAAUAAAGCGAAAGAAAAUGCGCUGAAAAGUUCUCUAGGUCGAUCUGGGACAGGCGCGCCACCAGCAUUGGGACAAUCACAACUCGAGAAUGUGAAUUCACUCUACCAGAACAGUGGACUUGUCUCAACCAGUAGUCAGUUAACAGCUCCUUCCGAAGAAACAGAUAAAGGGCGUGAAGCUCGAACAUCACCCUUAGUUGGGCAUGAUGCUUCUGGAUCAACAAAUUCUGUUGCGGGGACGGCGAUGCAUGGAGCAAGUGUAUCGCAACAGUCUCGAACAAAUGCAUCUGUUCCUACUGUAACGAAUACAUCAGCGGAUUGGACCACACAGUUGAAAAAUGAUCUAGGAAUUGGUGGUGCUGCUCCUGCUACAAAACCUAAUGCAAAUCAACCGGGUUUAAUGUCCAAGUCGCCUCUGCAGAAUACUAAAGUAGGUCGAGCAACACCUCGCCAUACCACGCAUUCCAGUACUGUGGAAUUUGUGUCAGGAGAAGCAAAUGGCCCAACGUUGCCCGAAUAUCAGUUCGGUUUUCACGUUGACUCAGCGACGGGAAGUGAUGAACAUGGUGAUGAUGUGUACGGUGCAUCGGCUAAAUCUCGAUCCUUGAAUAACCAGACUGCUAAGGGUGAAAUGAAUGCCGAUUCAUCAUCAUCCAUGCUUUCAAAUGGACCAGUGGGCGAUUAUUCAUCGUCAAUAAGUUCACAGCAGCCAAAGAUAUCAUCCGGGAACGGUAGUGUUUCUAUGCCUCAAUCUUCACCUGCAGUACAUCAAACAAACACAAUCCAACGUCAGCCAGUUACAUCCGGGUUGUCAUAUGCUGAUACAUCAAGUAUGUCAUAUCCAUCGUCUGAUAGUCGAAAUACGGCCAAGUUACCGCUUUCACUACAUCAUCAGCAGCAAACACCACAUACACUUUAUACUACAACGCAGUUGCCAUAUGCCAACUAUCCAUAUCUAAAUAUGUACAGUCCAAUGGCAGGAGUACGACAAGAUGAGUAUGCUGCAGCAUUGGUACAGUACCCAUUCGGGGUUGGACAAUUUGAUAUGAACUCGCUGUCAACAAUGUUGCCUCCAGCAGCAGCAAUUGCGUCACAACAACAGCAGAAUCAGCCACCACCUCCAGUUCAGUCGCAACAUCAACAGCGACCGGACCAGCAUCCCAGCAUUGUUGAUCUCUCGAAAGCUUAUUUGGCGACGGCUGCGGCUGCAGCAGCAAAUAACACAAUAGCGAGCGGAACCGGCUCUGGUAUAUUGGGUAAUCAACAACAGCGUGACUCAACUGCAGUGAACAGUUCUGCGGUUGCUCCACCACCCGGUUUCAGCGGUCCACCAGCUGCUGCGUUUACACUUCCUCAGCACAAUCACAUCAAUUCAAUAUUCCAAGUACCGCCGGCUGCCUACCAUCCACAAAUUAACCAGUUGCCCUUUUCAUUUAUGUUACCGAAUGUUACUAAUGGACAACAUAAACUAAAUCAUCAAAUGUUUGCACAACAGAAUGUUGAGGAUUCGCUUUCUGACCAGCGUCUUUCUUCUCAACAGCAAAAGGUUUACCAGAGUCAUCAACAACUGGAUAAGUACGGCAGUUCAACUAAUACAAAGGAUCGUCUAGGAGCAGGUGCACAAGCAACGCCGCCGCCGCAGGUGUAUCAAACACAAGGAUAUAUGUCACAGAUGCCACUGCAUGGUCACAAGAAAGCAUAUGGUGGCGGACCGCAACAUUGGAGCGCGUCGUAG